GCUGGCGGGGAGACCAAUCUUCACACAACACCUCCAAUCCGCUGCGUGUCUGCGGCGCGCAUCCUGCCGGAGCGGAGCCGCUCCGGAGCCGGAUGCAGGAGCGCCCCGUCCGCUUUAAAUCAGAGAUAUUUGAUGUGUUUUUCCCAGAUGAAACUAAAGAGCUGCAAUCAUCUCCAUGGCUUCUUCUCCCCCUGAUGCCUUUCUAACAGAAACCACUUUGGAUGCUUCCUGCGCGUCAGCAGCCGCCCAGCUGUCCACCCACGCGCAUGUGUCACGCAAAGCUCAGUAGAAGACAUAAAGCAGGCGUGGAUGUUCUGCCCUGACCGGAUCUGGAUGGAGUCAGGAGAAGGAGGCCGACUCCCGCAGCAACCGAGCUGGACCAUCAGCCACAGGCUCCUGUGAUCAGAGCAUCUUCAUCCUCCUCCUCCUCAGUCAGAGGAGCAUCUCCUGAUCCAUGGAUCUGUAGCUCAGGGAAGGGUGUGGUUCUCAGCUUAGGAGCAACUUUACUGAGGCUGAUGGAUCUAAAGAGAGUGCUGUCCUUCCCUCCAUACCCCGGGGAUUACCUACAUCCUGUGGUGUACGCCUGCACCGCAGUCAUGCUGCUCUGUUUGCUUGUUUCCAUUAUGACCUACAUCGUGCACCACAGUGUCAUCCGCAUCAGCAGGAGGGGCUGGCACACACUCCUCAACCUCCUCUUUCAUACAGGACUGACAUUUGGGGUAUUUGCUGGAGGCAUCAAUCAGAUUCACUUUCCUUUGGCUUGUCAGAUUAUUGGGAUUUUACUCCAUUAUGCUUCAUUAUCAACAAUGCUGUGGCUGGCAUUCACUGCUAGGAACAUUUGUAAAGAUGUAUGCAAAGAUCCACUUCGAACCCAGGAAAGGAGUGGUCGAGUCAAGAAACGCUCCAAACUUACUGUCCUGAGAUAUUAUCUUGUGAGUGAUGGAAUACCUUUGAUAGUUGUAGCCAUUACCGCUGGCUUUGGCAUAGAUAACUACGGCAGCAGAGACGGAGCCUUGUAUUGCUGGAUGGCAUGGGAACCUAGUCUGGGAGGCUUUUAUGCCCCAGUGGGUCUUCUGGUCUUAGUCAUGUUCACAUACUUUUUGAUUACCUACAUCCAGCUAAAGCGCCACCCGGAGAGGAAGUAUGAAUUGUGCCUUCUAAAUGAGGAUCAGCAGAUGUUGUCAUCCAGUGAGUCAAACCAUCAUUGUCAGAGUGGCGGUGGUGGAGCUUCGAGAUCCAGUGGAGACUGCCUUCCAUUUUCUACUGGAGUAUCUGUUCUUGCCAACGAACACUCUUUUAAAUCGCAACUCAGAGCCACCUUCUUCACACUGUUUCUGUUCCUGGCAACGUGGACUUUAGGGGCAUUGGCUGUAUCACAGGGAUAUUUCCUGGAUAUGAUAUUCAGCUGCCUUUAUGGGGCCUUUUGUGUCACUCUGGGCCUGUUCCUUCUUAUCCAGCACUGCGCCAAACGGGAUGAUGUGUGGAAUCGUUGGUGGGUGUGUUGCCAUUCCAAAACCAAGAUAGAGGAUGGAAAUACUGAUGGCCAAAGUCAGAGCCAGCAGCCGCACUGCCAUCUCAGCUCUCCGUGUUCAGGCAAGCAGCUGCUGCUUUCUUCACAUCUUUUGCAGAGUUCCUUCGACAAAAUGACGCCACCUCCUCAUAGCCCAAGUCCAAGUAACACAGGUCCAUGUUGUGUGGCUGUAAUGAGUCCAGCAUCCCCUAUUCCGUCUCUUAUUGAACCAUUAUCCUCACCACGUCCACAUUCACUACCUGAUGAUCUCCCACGUCCAACUCUUCCCCUGCAGAGAUGCCUUACUGAAAGAGCAAAGUCACGCUCUUUUAACCGUCCACGCCCUUGCCUACAGGACUACCGCUCACAUAUGACUUCCCUAAGUAUGGAUGGAAGUGUGCAUUCUUCCCACAGGGACAGCCCUCUGCCUUCACAUCAUCUGGAAGGAACAUCAUUGGGUUCCAAUAGCCCGCUUCCAGAUCUUCAGCUUCCUUGUCCUAGCCCGAACUUGGAUAAGCAGAUCACUUCCUGCCACACCUUACAACGCCAAACCUCCUGCCAGAGUGCACAGGACUCAGUGACUUCCUGCCAUGGGCAUGUUCACAACAUGUACGAUAGUAUAAAUUCCUGUCACAGCCUUCUCCUGCCUUCUCAAGGGCUCCAUUCCUGCCAGUGGCAUAAGUAUGGUUCAGUGAAUCCCUCUUGUAAUGCAGCCUGUUGUGAAUCUGAUCCCUUUACAUCACAAUGUGAACAAGACCCCCAAACCUACUGUGGCACAUCAAAGACAGAGGAUCUUGACACGGAGCAAAGAGGCUUCCCAAGAAACACCUUGCCUCGACAGCAUUCCACCAUUGGCCGGCGAGGAGUCAUUGGUCGAAACAGGAGUCUGCAAGAAGAUGGCCUCUUUGGUUCCGAUGCUACAGGAAAUAUACGGACUGGCCCUUGGAAGAACGAAACCACAGUUUAACAGUAAAGUCUGCUAACACUGUCUUUGUUGAUUAUGAUUUGGGUUUGCUGGUGAAGAUUCUCAGUCAUCCAGAUCAUAGUCAUUUCAAAAAAGUUAAAAAACAAUCCACUGGACUUUGUUUUCAAGUUUGAAGACAUUUUGCGUCCCAUCCAGCAAGCGAAACUUGCAAAUUGAAAAAUAAGGUUUUGUAAAGCCUUGAACUUAACACUAUUUCUACAAUUUUGAAUUUAAAAAGCUUCCUAGGUGCGAAGCAAAACGUCUUCAAACUUAGAAAACAAAGUCCAGUGGAUUGUUUUUUUAACUUUUUUGGUAUGAUUUGGGUUGUUAUUGCUGUCAGUGGAACCCUUAAACAACCUUAACGAGUCUUCAAAUCGCUUCAGGACUAACUAAAACUUGUCAAAUAUACUUUUUUCUUAGUAAUAUCUGAUGAAGAAACAAUUGCACCCAGAGUUGAGUCCACAUUAUGCUGUAAAGCAGCAAGCAAUACUGUAUGAAUGCUCAGGGGGAAGGUGGCUCAUUUGGAGGGGUCCUUAGUUGGAACCAUAGGAGUUCCACUUAGAUGUCUUCUGUGUUCUUGGUUUUUUGUUGUUUGUUUUAUUGCGGCAUUUUAGACACCUCAUGAGGCAGUUGGUUUGCCUAUGGGUGUCGGGCAGUUUGGCUCUUCGAAAAGGAUAUAAGAUAUAAAGUUACAAAAUAGUAUCUCAAUAAUAAGAUUGAUUUUAUAAAAAAAAAAUAUGGCAUCGAAGAUGGCAGGCCAUAUUGAUGUAAUAGUGAUACUGUUUGUAUGACCAUCAACCAUUUGGAAUUUUUAUGUCAUGUUCUUAUUAGCUUGUAUAAGUUCUGUUAGUUUAAUCUUACCAUCUUAAUUAUGUACAUGUAGCAACAAUAUAACACCAGCACUGACAGAUUUUAAACUUUGCAUAUUAACAGAAACCUAGAGAGUCCACUGCCCUUCAUUUUCUACAAAAUGAGCCUCACUAAGGGAAUCUUUAAUAUAAGUUUAUUUGCAAACAGAAAAGCUUCCAACAACUUUAAAUAACACCCCAAACCAGAUUAGUAAUGAUCCUUUUUUACCUUGUCUGGAUCCAUGAUCUCUUGAUGUCUUUUUGUGGGUGUAAACAAAAAGGGGUUUUUAAAGGAGUCACCACUUGAAAAUCUCACUUUCUCCAUGUUAAAAUGUGUGUGUUGGUGUUUGGCUUUAGGUAAGACCUGCUUAAAGGAAAAGUCCGGUCAUAGUCAGAAUUCAAAC
Messenger RNA from Cyprinodon variegatus (sheepshead minnow), 3726 nucleotides. RefSeq names its product adhesion G protein-coupled receptor A1-like (gene adgra1a). Lineage: Eukaryota; Metazoa; Chordata; Actinopteri; Cyprinodontiformes; Cyprinodontidae. Gene Ontology annotation, molecular function: G protein-coupled receptor activity. The record is from RefSeq and is a predicted model, not a curated record. Gene Ontology annotation, cellular component: postsynaptic density; plasma membrane; glutamatergic synapse. Gene Ontology annotation, biological process: G protein-coupled receptor signaling pathway; cell surface receptor signaling pathway. The coding region runs from base 516 to 2477 and encodes 653 amino acids. The transcript is spliced from 6 exons.